AUGUAUGGCGUUAAAAAGUUUAAACUUCGCCAUAUUUAUUCAUAUUUUUUAACAAUACUGUUGUUGAUACUGAUUUAUGAAUAUUAUUCCUGGAAUGUUAAUACGGUGAUGUUACCGACAAUUAUUGUGAUUACACCAACUUAUUCACGUCCGGAACGAAUAGCUGAUAUGACUAGAUUUUCUCAAACUUUAAUGCAUAUUAAAAAUUUGCAUUGGAUUGUCAUCGAGGACGGCAACAAAACAGUUGAUGCUGUUAAAAGGUUAUUGGCAAGAACGGGACUAAUUCAUACAUAUUUUUAUACAACAACUGAGUACAAAUUUCCAAGACGGGGAUGGUCACAUCGGAAUGCAGCACUGAUGUAUAUAAGAAAAAAUUAUGCUUCGUAUCGUAGGCCUGGAGUUGUUUUUUUUGCUGAUGACGAUAAUUCUUACGAUAUUCGGUUAUUUAACGACUAUAUUCGUAAUGUUAAAACAAUUGGCUUUUGGGCUGUCGGUCUUGCUGGAGCAGCAAAAGUUGAAGCACCACACGUCGAAAAUGGUACAAUUGUUGGAUGGGAUGUCGUCUAUGCACCAAAGCGUAAAUUUGCCAGUGAUAUGGCCGGAUUUGCCGUUAAUUUAAAGUUGAUCUUAACCACAAAUGCAUCAUUUCAUAGAGGUUGUGUAAAACGGGCACCAGAGACAUGUUUUUUGGAACAGUUCAAAGUACGACUAAACGAAACGCAAGCAUUUGGCUGGGAUCAAGAGCCAAAGGAUAUACUUGUUUGGCAUACAAAAACAAGAAAUAUUGGAACUCAGGGCGAAAAACAUGGCUAUGUUGUUGAACCCUAA
Enterobius vermicularis (human pinworm) is the source of this 828-nucleotide messenger RNA. NCBI's taxonomy places the organism in Eukaryota, Metazoa, Nematoda, Chromadorea, Rhabditida, Oxyuridae. The record is from the annotation of a GenBank genome assembly.